Molecule: messenger RNA, 1083 nt
Organism: Aspergillus sclerotioniger CBS 115572
Lineage: Eukaryota; Fungi; Ascomycota; Eurotiomycetes; Eurotiales; Aspergillaceae
Exons: 1
Coding region: 1-1083 (360 amino acids)
Source: RefSeq, a predicted model, not a curated record
AUGCCCAUAGAAGCCAUCCCAUCCUCCAUCUGGCCCGUCACAAACACGAUCGACCCGCUCUCCACAACCAGCGACCCCGUAUUCGCCACCAGCCUCUUCCGCUUCGCCGACCAAGGCAUGGGCCUAUGCAUCUGCAUGCACCACAACGCUACCGAUGCAAUUUGCUUCACGGAGAUCGUCCACCUCUGGGCUCUAAACGUCUCCAACCCUCACUUCGACCCCCCGACCCCAGUCCAGAACCGACUCACUCGACUCUCAACCGCCCUCUCACCCUCCCUCGAGCACAUCUCCUCUUUCUCCCCCGAGAACCUCUUCGCCCUUCACCCCGAAUACUCCCCCCACCCACCAACCGUCCCAACCGAACUCCCAUCAUGUACAUCCAAACUCUUCAUUAUCUCCCUCCACUCGAUCAACAUCCUUAAGGAACUCCUCCAAAAACACACCCCCACCCCACCAACAACCAACACCAUCCUCUGCGCUCUCCUCUGGACAUCAAUCACCCGAAUCCGAUCUCACCGUACCCCAGCCCUAAAAUCCCAACAAAGCAACCUAAUAACAGCAGUCAACGCCCGCAGCCGCAUCUUCCCCAACACAUCCCCUGACCCACACCCCAGCUACCUCGGCAACACAGUCCUCUACGCCCUAACCACCCACCCCGCCAGGAUCCUAUCAACCGCAGACGAAGAUCCCAUCCACUCACUAGCCACAAUCUGUGCCCAGAUAUCAGAAUCCCAAUCCCCCUCGAAGAUAAACCCGCGGUCUAUCGUAGAGGUAUAUCAACUCAUUGAGAACACUGGGCCUCCGUUCGUGGGAUGGGAUUUAUUUGGUUCGAAGGAUUUGGUGGUUACGAGUUGGUCGGGGUUAAAUUUGUAUGGGGUUGAGUUUGGGAUGGGCAUUGGUAGGCCGGAGUUUGUGAGGGUGGUGUGUGGGGAGGCGGAUGGGGUGGUGGUUGUGUUGCCGAGGAAGAGGGGGAAUGGGAUGGAGGAGGGGAUUGAGGUUAUGGUUAUGUUGAGGGGGGAGGAUAUGGUUGCUUUGGAGGGGGAUGGGAUGUGGGGGGUUGUUACUGGGGGAGCACGGGGAUGA